AUUUUCUCAAUAAAAGUUUAUUUGUAGUAGGUGUGAACAGUGGAAACACUACAGGAGGUGCUUUAAUACUUAGCGCUUUGGCAAUGCACCGUUAAAGACUUCAAGUUAAAGUGGAAGAAGAAGACCUUAACUCUAAAAUUAAUUUGAAUAUUUAUGUUCCAUGACAAUCAGAAAUUGUGAUCUGUUUGUAUUGUUUGUGAAUGGAUAUAAGUAAGUUCAAAGUAAGUGGAGCUCCUCCGACUAUAUACUAUAUUCCGAAUUUCAUAACAGCCAAUGAGAACGCCAAUAUUAUUAAAAAUGUAUAUUCAGUUCCGAAACCAAAGUGGACUAAUCUUUCCAAUAGAAGAUUACAAGACUAUGGUGGGGUUCCUCACGAAAAGGGAAUGAUACCAGAAAAAAUACCCAAUUGGCUACAAAUUUAUUUAAAUAAAAUUAAAGAACUUGGAGUAUUUGAUAACUGUGAACCAAAUCACGUACUUGUAAAUGAGUAUUCACCCGGACAAGGUAUAAUGCCUCACACUGAUGGUCCUCUUUUUUAUCCUACCAUAUGUACUAUUUCUUGUGGGUCUCAUACCAUUCUUGAGUUUGUGGAAAACGAUGCGAGGAGAAAAAAAGUUUGUGACGUAUUUUUAGAAGAAUGUAGCCUUGUGAUAAUUAAAGAUGAUUUAUAUUCCAAAUAUUUACAUUCCAUUUGUGAAAGAAAAUUCGAUACAAUGAAAGACUGUGUUAAUUUGGAACUAUGUACUAAAAAUGCACAAGAUGAAGUUUUAGAGCGAUCUACAAGAAUAUCCUUAACUAUUAGAAAUGUUCCGAAAACUUUAAAAAUAAAUUUUUUUAAAACUUACAGAUAG
Messenger RNA from Diorhabda carinulata, 851 nucleotides. RefSeq names its product alpha-ketoglutarate-dependent dioxygenase alkB homolog 6. The coding region runs from base 201 to 851 and encodes 216 amino acids. NCBI's taxonomy places the organism in Eukaryota, Metazoa, Arthropoda, Insecta, Coleoptera, Chrysomelidae. The record is from RefSeq and is a predicted model, not a curated record. The transcript has 2 exons.